UUGUGAUUACAGCUGUUCAAGUAGUCGUGUAACCUUCAAGUAGCUCUUAACUGGCAAAAUAACUUUAUAAGCUCUGGUGAUUAUUCUGUGUUGUUCAAUCUGCAGCUCGGAACUUUGCAAGCAAGUUAAAUCAAUAAUACUAGUGCAGCUGUGACUUUCAAGAAACCAUACUCCUGUCUUUGAGAAAUGGUUUUCAACUUUUCCACGUGAUUAAAUCUAGACACCUAAAAAUCUCCUAGUAAAGAUGGAGACCUCCAUGUAGCAAAAGUAAAUCUACUGACAACUUCUGUUGUCGUGGUUUCGAUGGACCUCUUAGAGGUAAUUCACAGGCAGUGAAUUAGCCUUGCGGUCUGCCUACCACAAGCUGAAACCAUUGUCUUGAGGAACUGUUAAUACAGAAAUAACUUAAAAUAUGUGCGUGUAUAAUAAUUAAGAGAAGAUUAAUAAUUUUUCAUGUAGUUCACUGUUUUGUUGGGUUUUUUUUAAUCAAAUAGAUUAUGAGGGAAAAAAUCUUUACAUGAGACAGUAAACAUUCUGAAAGAAAAUACACAUUGAGACAAUACAGUAGUUAUGGCAAAGGAUAAGAAGAAAAAUGUCAAGAAGGCAGAAAAAUCUGUACGUCUUCCUAUCCCUGCACAAGAUACUACAGCUGAGAGUAGUUCAACGAAGCUGACAGAUUUGCAGACCUUUAUGAAUGGAGUGGAAGGAACACAGGCAAAUCCAGUGAUAACGAAUAAAGAACCAGAAGUGGUAGAGGAACCUCCAGUCCAAGAUGUUCCUCAAUACUAUGAGGAGCCUAUUCUUACUCAAGUUAUUGUGAAAAGCUAUGAAGGUGAAAAAGUCCAUGGAUUGUAUGAGGGUGAAGGAUUUGCAUAUUUUGAGGGGGGAAAUACAUAUAAGGGCAUGUUUUCUGAAGGGCUUAUGCAUGGACAAGGGACUUAUACAUGGACUGAUGGAGUGAAGUAUGAGGGAAUAUUUGUUAAGAAUGUGCAGAUGUUUAAUGGCCGUUAUACAUGGAAUGAUGGCAGCAUUUAUGAAGGAUCGAUCAAGAAUGGAGUUAGGCAUGGAUUUGGAUUUUUCAGGAGCGGUACUUGUCCUGUUUCUUACAUUGGCUAUUGGUGUAAAGGCAAAAGACAUGGAAAGGGUACCAUCUAUUAUGAUCAGGAACAUACCUCUUGGUAUUCAGGCGACUGGGUAAAUAAUGUCAAAGAAGGAUGGGGAAUGAGACGCUAUCAGUCUGGAAAUAUCUAUGAAGGUCAGUGGGAGAAAAAUGUACGUCAUGGAAAAGGAAGAAUGAGAUGGUUGACAGCUAAUCAAGAGUAUAUGGGACAGUGGGUGUAUGGCAUACAGCAUGGAUAUGGCACCCACAUAUGGUUUUUGAAGAGAAUGCCUGCAUCUCAGUAUCCUUUAAGAAAUGAAUACAUAGGUGAUUUUGUAAAUGGGGAACGACAUGGACAUGGGAAGUUCGUGUAUGCCAGUGGAGCGGUGUACGAUGGUGAAUGGGUUUGUAAUAAGAAGCAUGGCAAGGGCAAGUUUGUCUUCAAGAAUGGCCAUGUUUAUGAAGGAGAGUUCACAGAUGAUCGUAUAGUAGAAUAUCCUGCUUUUCAAGUGGAUGCAAUGAGUGCAAAAGAGCUGAAUGCCAUUUGCACAGGAAGUAAUUUUGGCACUGAAAAUAUCUCCAUCAUUAAUGGUUUAGAAAAUACUUCUAUUCUGGGAUCAAAUAUUGAGUUGGAUGUAUCUUCACUGCUUGACUUGUUGCCAAGGGAAGACAGACAUGAAGAACUGAAACAAGUAGAAUUUGCUGUGUUGAGGCAUAUUACAGAACUGAGAAGAGUUUACACCUUCUACAGUGGCUUAGGCUGUGAUCAUUCUCUUGACAACACCUUCCUCAUGACUAAGCUCCAAUUUUGGAGAUUUCUGAAGGACUGCCAGUUUCAUCACUCCAACAUAACUCUUGCUGAAAUGGAUCGGAUAUUGAGCGGUGAUAAAACACCACUUGAGGAGAUACAUUGUCCACGUGAGACUUUACUGUUCAGAACAUUUUUGUCUUACCUUAUUCGUCUAGCAUUUCAUAUCUAUCAUGAAGAGCACAAAGAGAAGGGUCCUUAUCUGCAGAAGUGUUUCUUAGAAAUGAUGUCCAGGAAUGUUAUUCCCACUGCCUGUUGUAUCCAAGGUAUCUUAUUUUCUGAAGAACGAUGUACAGUUUUUGCCAUGAGCUACAUUGACAAAUGUUGGGAAAUAUACAGAGCUUUUUGUAGACCGAGUACCAGACCUCCGUUUGAACCCACGAUGAAAAUGAGGCACUUCCUUUGGAUGUUGAACGAUUUUAAACUUCUCAGCAAACAAUUAACUGCUUCAAAACUUGUAGAAAUACUUGUCAAAGAUGGUCCCUCUCUACAUGAUAGCAGUAGUACCAACCUGGAGCCAGAGUUGGUUUUUCUUGAAUUUGUUGAAGCUCUUCUUGAUUGUGCAUUGGUGUAUGUUACCAGUGAUAUGAUUAAAGAGCAAGUAGCUCGUGAUAAUCGGAAGAGAAGUAGCUUUAGAAUCGAGGGCCUCUCCGAGGGAACCACAAAUGUGUCUCUGUACCCAGAAUAUUCUCUGUCCCAGUGCACGUACAGAAGUAUAAUUGGUGCAGGCAUAAACGAUGACAUUUCUGAGGCAGCUGAGCUUUACACUUGCUUAUGGUUGUCUUCAAGUGAAAGUGUCAUAUCACAAGAUGAAAUAAAGAAACAUGAGCCACUGAGACCUUGUGAAGACAGAGGGCAUCCUCUUCAAGAAUUUCUACUGGUAUCAGAUACUGUCCCCUCAUUUCACACAGCUCGUGGAGAUACCAAAGAUGUUCUGUCAUUGUUCAGCUGGAAGGCACAAAAAGAACAAGAUUUCUGUCCUGCAAAGGAAUUGACAGAUGAACCAAAAGCAGCCAAAACUGAACAAGACGAAUUUAGUCUGCGGCUGUGUCGGGUGCAAAUCUUUUUUACAACUAAGUUCUUUCCUGCCUACCACCAUGAAAAAGUGGUGAGGGAAAAAAUAAAAGAAAAUCAAAUACAGGAUGCUGAAUUAGCUGAGCUGAGAAAGAUCAAGGAUGAGGAGCUGGCAAAACUUAUUGCUGGAAGAGAAGCAGAAGAGGCAAAAAGGCAAGAAGCAGCUGCAGCAGAAAAAACAUUUGACUCCAAGCAUGCAGACUUUAAGGAGUUAGAGGAGCGUGUCACACAGUUAGUACCCCCUCCAGAGGCACCCAUUGUAGGACCCCCAGUUGUUACAAAGGUACCUGCUGGUAAAAAGAGAAAGAAGAAAUAAAUCUAAUGAGAACUACUGAAGCUUCAAGUAAGUAAGUAAGUACUCUUUGAAUAAGAGAAAAAAAAAAAAACAACAACCAACAAAAGAGCCACACUUGCAGUAAGGUCUAAAAUAGCAGUAUGAUAAAACUGUAUCCACAAGACUUGCUGGUGUCAGAGGGAAACUGUCUGCUCUUAAACCAAGGGUCUUGGGAAAGAGAAUAUAGUCAUGUAAAUGAGUAUAACCCUUUAAACAAAACUAUUCCAGAAGUCACUAUUUGAGUUAUACCUAAAAAUUCCCUCAGUGUUAAACUGAUACAAUCAUGACAAGGUAUCAGUUUUUAUAUGUCCCAAUGAAAUGGUUUCUGCUUAACCAUGGUUUAUUUGACUGAAAUACUGCAUAUAAACAAGUAUGUAAGAAUCGGACAAUGACUUUAAAUUGGGCUGAAGCAGGAGCUGCAAAGAACAGGUCAACCUAGAAUGUUUGUUGAGGGGUCUUUUGUAACCAGUCUAGUUUAUUAGAAACUUAGCAGAAAGUCACAUGAUACAAAUGAACACAGGAAAACAAAAAGAUGCCCUUAAAAGUGUAACAAUUAUUAGUUUUAUUUUCCAGUAAAAUAUUCACAUAACGAUAUCAGAAUGGAAUGGUACAGAUGAAUUCAGACUGGUUUUUAAUUAGUUUGCACAUAAACAUCUUUAAAAUCUAAAAAUUUUAUGAUCAAGAGUUUACAGAUUUUAGUAGAAAUUUUGAUUCUUACAAAGCAAGUAUUGCUUUACUAUUGUCAUUAUUCCAGUCAAUAAUAUGACUAAUAACUUUUCAUGUUGAACAAGUGUCUGACAUUUAUUGAAGAUGUCAAUCAGCCCUUUGCAGAUCAAUCCAAGAAAAAAAUAUUAUUAAACUGUGUUGCACAAAGUUUCUUCACUUCUUCUGUAAAAAAAAAAAAAAGAGAGAGAGAAGAUAUUUCAGUAUGAUAUUUUAUAGGAAUCUCCACAAGAAAAACCCUGGGGAUCAUCAGGAGAAUAUAACUAAAUUCAAACAGAAAAAACCCUAGGAGUUGCUAAUGUAGAAAUACAUUUAAUGUUACUCUGUCUUCAGUAAGAGAAGGUUGAGUCAAGUCUGACGUUUCACACUGUCUGAAAGAUGAGUUGUAUUCUAAGUGGCUAAAGUGUAAAUGAUGGUGUGAGUUUGCUGCUCGGCCAUGCAUCUUGUCAAACUUUUACACUGCAAUAGCAGAAGACUUAGUUUCAACAAAAGGAAGUAUAUUAUAACCCCUUUUCAGGGGAAGGAGGGAUUAGGGUAGUCUGUUAAAGUAAGUUAGCUUUUUUUUCAUGACAACUUUUGCUUCAUGCUAUUUGCAGACAAUGUUUCCUAAGUUUAUCAGGCACAGAAACACUCAUUUACUGUUUCUGUAUGGCAGGUUUGAUCCUGAAAGACAAUUAGAAAUGAUUGUGUAAGUCCUGCAACCCAUUCCUCUUUUUAAAAUUUAGGUUGCUGGGCUUUGGUCUUGGAAAAGUAUUAAUUCUUUCCCAUCAUCCAAGUGCUUCCUAUUAAAACAGCUCUAAAAUUGCUGCAAGACAGACUCAAACUGCCCUUUCUCUUCAAGUCUAUAUAAAAGCUUACUGCAUCUUCAGGUUAAUUUGCACUCUUAGUCAUAGUAAAUAAUUCUCAAAACAGCAUUAGAAACAAAACAACAAUGGAAUGAGGAUCACUGGCAGCAUAGUCAUUAUGUAUAAGUAACCUACCCAUGGACUACUGACAAAUAAAACCUAACUCAGAUGUAAAUAUAUUCAUCUCAGCUAUAAUACACUUCAUUAAUUACUCCUAAAUUAAGCUUGCAGAGCUCUCCUCUAUUAUUUGAAGGAGGAAGAAUGACUGAUUAAUAAUUAAGAACAUCUGCUGAAUAUUUAUGCUGUUCUUUCACAGCUGGUAGAAGGCAGACUAAAACCUUAUGCAAACUUACCUGGUCUGUCAUAGAUCAAUCCCUCUCUAGAUUUCUUGUAAGAUGGAUUUUAUUACUUCUCCAGGGACAUACAUUACUAAAAUGUAUUCUUAGUAACUGUAUUUAAAGGUAAUAAAAAACAAUCCUUACCAUUAA
Molecule: messenger RNA, 5371 nt
Organism: Harpia harpyja (harpy eagle)
Lineage: Eukaryota; Metazoa; Chordata; Aves; Accipitriformes; Accipitridae
Product: radial spoke head 10 homolog B2-like
Exons: 20
Coding region: 571-3297 (908 amino acids)
Source: RefSeq, a predicted model, not a curated record